CGGGCCACCGCAGCGGCGGCCGGAGCAGCAGGGGCAGCAAGAGUCCGCCUCUAUGAUGAAGUUCAAGCCCAACCAGACGCGGACCUACGACCGCGAGGGCUUCAAGAAGCGGGCGGCGUGCCUGUGCUUCCGGAGUGAGCAGGAGGACGAGGUGCUGUUGGUGAGCAGCAGUCGGUACCCAGACCAAUGGAUUGUCCCAGGAGGAGGAAUGGAGCCUGAGGAGGAACCUUGGGGUGCUGCCGUGAGGGAGGUUUAUGAAGAGGCUGGAGUCAAAGGAAAAUUAGGCAGACUACUGGGUAUAUUUGAGCAGAACCAAGACCGAAAGCAUAGAACAUAUGUUUAUGUUCUUACUGUCACUGAAAUAUUAGAAGAUUGGGAAGAUUCUGUUAAUAUAGGAAGGAAGAGAGAGUGGUUCAAAGUAGAAGAUGCCAUCAAAGUUCUCCAGUGUCAUAAGCCUGUACAUGCAGAGUACUUGGAAAAACUAAAGUUGGGUUGUUCUCCGUCCAAUGGAAAUUCCACAGUCCCUUCCCUUCCGGAUAACAACACCUUGUUUGUAACUGCCGCACAGACCUCUGGCUUGCCGUCUAGCCUAAGAUAGAAUGGGGAGGACCUCUCCCACCAUGCGCUAUCUCACGGGGAGAGGCUUCUUUAUUUUCCUUAGCAAACAUCUGAAUGACGUUUGCAAACUGUCUGAAUUUGCCAUGCAGGGUUUUCAAACAAUUUGCAUGUUUUUCAGAUGCUUUCAGAUCUUUUUUUUUAAUAGUGUAAAAUAUUUUAAUAAGCCAAAGCCAUGUGGAAUUUUUUUUAGAUGCCUUAACUGCUCCCCCUGCUCCAUCCCACUCUCUGUAUGUUUUGGUCGUCAUUUUUUUCACAGCAUUUUUUAGAUUUUUGUCCAUUUGAUGUCAGUCUGUAUUUUUUUCAGAUCAACUCGUGGGGAUAUUUCACCCCUAAAUUGUUCCUCAUUCACAGCAUUAACAUAUUUAACAAAUUCUUCUGUUCUGGGAAUUUAUAAAAAUAAUUAUUGGUAUUAAAAAACUAUCCAUCCAAAAACUUGUUUCAUAGGAUCACAAUUUUAAUUCAUAAAUUCCAGAUUUGGCCUAUUUUCUGUAAGUUCCAAUAACCAUUUGACAAAGGACUUAAUUUGCUGUUUUCAAGAAUUUAUGAACUCAUUUGUCUUACAACUAGUAUUAUGUCACUAGCUACCUGAUAUAUCCAAUUUCCCUGUAACUCAAUAGUCCUUUUACACAAAAUUUUAACUUUAUAGAGUUGGCAAUUUUUAAGAAGUUGUAGUGUAAGCAAAACGCAUGUAGCAAAUACAUCUCAUGAAAACUUUAUUCAUGGAAUUUGAGUUAGCAGGCUCAGUUGCCAGUUUACUUUAUCCAUAAUCUCUCUUUACGCAGACUGAGAACUGUAUUUUCCUCAGUGUAAAUUGCUUUUAAAAAUGUAUUUCCAGUUUUUGAAUUUAGUGACACCUCUUCAGUUAAAUUUGCUGGUUACCAAUAACCACAGAUAGGAUUGGAGUUUAACCUCAAAUGCCAGUCAGUGAUGACUGCAUCACAUUCAAAAUGGCCUUGCUGUUCAGCUGUUACAGACUUAGGUUGUUAGGGCGCCUUAGGUUGUCUUGUCUUCUAUAGGUUGUCAGUAGGUACUAUUUAUCAUAUAACUUAACUUUUGGGGCACUGGAACAUAGCUGAAUUAAGAAUGAUUUUAUCUUAUGUUUGUCUUUAUACUUAUCAAAAUCAAGAAACCUAUCUAAAAUACAUGUAGGUACCUUCUCUGAAACUCCUAUUCUUCCCUUAACAGGUGAAAAAUGAAGUGAGAGGAAAAACGUUUGAAUAAGAUGUGGAGUGGGGGACGGGGACAAGGACAACAUCAUUCUAUAUGUAGACAUUAGCUUCUUGUAAAUAUUGUAACUGGUGAAUAUAAAGUAGAAAAUAAGUAUAGUUAUAAUACAUUUGUUCUAAUUGUUAACCUUUAAAAUAUAAUUGCUGCUAAAAAUAGUGCUGUUACACUUAAGGAAAAUUGGUGCCACUGUUUUAAAAAUGAGAUCUUGUGCCAUAAAAUGCAGCUGAACUAAAUAUAAACAUUGAUUCACAAUUAAUGCUGUCAAAGGAAUGAGUAAUUUAACCAGUGACAUUUCAUUCUAAAUUAUGUAGUAUAAUCAAACAUCGUCCAGAAUUUUUAUAUUUUUCUUUGUACAGAGGUUAUGUAUUCUGGGUGUUUUUUAAAAAAGAAAACAUUUUAAAUCCCACAGAUUGACACUUUUCUAUCAAUCUUCAAUGGACUAAGAUUUUUUUCUCAUUAGUCUCUGAAGUUCCUUUAAAUUACGUACUUAACACAGCAGAGAAACUGGAUUGUUUUUGUAUAUAAGACUGCGUCCACCUGAAAUGCUGUCACAAGUACUUGGGGUGGGGAGAGGUAUAUUGUACAUGACAUUUUUAGAGUUAAUAAUGCAUGAACUUAUUUUAUAAACUCUUAGACUAUGUAUUUGACCUGUAAAAUAUGUACAGUAUUAAUGUCAGCCAUCUCUUAAAAGUGAGCCUAUAAAUAUUGUAUAAUUUUCUUUGGUCAGAAACAUUUAGACAAAUUAGUGCCACUGAGUUGGAAUUUUCUUCAGUGCCAUUUAGCAAACCAACUGUCUUUAGUCUAUGCAACUAGCAAAACUUGGUAUAAUGCAGCAGAAUACUUUACAGUUGUUACCGUUUUCACACUUUAGAUUUCAAAGGAUGGUUUCUUCACUAUUCUGAAACCCAGUCUAGCAAAAUUAGAGGGAAGGCCCUAAUGAAAUUUCUAUUAAGAGAAAAAGCCUACAUUUUCAGGCUCAAAAGUUAAAUGCUACAGAUAACAAAGUGUCUGUCUCAGAGCUCCAAAGUUUACAGAAUGUUGGGACUGUUAUUGUGCUUUCUGUGGGGUAGUUGGAUAAAAUUGGGCAGCUAAAAUUUGCAGUCCCGUGUGCCUCCUAAAUAAAAAAAAGUAGCAACUAUCCUGCAUGUUCGUUGUUGGUUUUUUUGUCUUUUGUAAACAGGUGAAAUUUUUCAGCCAGGCACAUGCCAUUCAGUUUUCCAUUGUUGAUCACACAGUUGUAUAAUGAAGCAAAAGUGAGGGGGUGGGGGUGGGGGUGAUGGUGAUUGUUGUAUACACUUUGAAUUGCUUUGCAUGGUCUUAUUUGAGAUAAUUGGUGUAAGAAUCUUGACUUUUUAUAUAUAUAUAUUUGGAAACAGCAAAUAAAAAUGGAAAUAAA
Pteropus alecto (black flying fox) is the source of this 3241-nucleotide messenger RNA. RefSeq names its product nudix hydrolase 4 (gene NUDT4). The transcript has 5 exons. Gene Ontology annotation, biological process: diphosphoinositol polyphosphate metabolic process; diadenosine hexaphosphate catabolic process; diadenosine pentaphosphate catabolic process. The coding region runs from base 53 to 598 and encodes 181 amino acids. Gene Ontology annotation, molecular function: bis(5'-adenosyl)-hexaphosphatase activity; bis(5'-adenosyl)-pentaphosphatase activity; endopolyphosphatase activity. The record is from RefSeq and is a predicted model, not a curated record. Gene Ontology annotation, cellular component: cytoplasm; nucleus. Lineage: Eukaryota; Metazoa; Chordata; Mammalia; Chiroptera; Pteropodidae.